Hemiscyllium ocellatum (epaulette shark) is the source of this 4428-nucleotide messenger RNA. Its product is annotated as ankyrin repeat and BTB/POZ domain-containing protein 3-like. Bases 137 to 3151 code for a protein of 1004 amino acids. The record is from RefSeq and is a predicted model, not a curated record. Gene Ontology annotation, molecular function: protein heterodimerization activity. NCBI's taxonomy places the organism in Eukaryota, Metazoa, Chordata, Chondrichthyes, Orectolobiformes, Hemiscylliidae. The transcript has 17 exons.
AGAGAGUACGGGGGAAGCGAAGUCUCAGUCUGUGGUGAGGCUGCAGUGUUAUUACUGGAGGGGACUCGCCGCCAGGAAAAACCCAAAUUGUGCGGCUGGGUAUCUCCCCAAAGUUCGGGGGUCCUGUUUCUUGGUCAUGUCCGGAUUUUGUAAACCAACAGCCAAGAACUUCGAGAGCUUGACCUUGGACUCUGGCUAUGGAGGAACUGGCGGCUCGUGUGGAUGGUCCAGUCUGUCGCUGUCUCAUUCAGGAGGGACCUGGGGCUCGUUGUCCGGUUCAGCUGGGGAGAGAUACAUGGACAGUUGUGACAGCCUGGACACUGAGCUGCCUGAGAGCUCAGGAUUAGAGCUCCUGGACUGCUGGCCCAAACUGCCCGUUUUGGAGGAUGUCCCAUGGACCGAGGAAGAGUUGCAGGAGGUUCUGAGAAGGCGCCAGCCUGGGGAGUGCAGGCAGCCUAUUCCGGCUGACUUCCUUCAGAAACUCUCCAGGUACCUGAGCAGGGCGUUGGUCCGCAUCGCCAGAGAGGCGCAGAGGCUCAGCCUCCUCAUCGCCAAAUGCAGCAAACACGAAAUCCAAACUGCGGCCAAGCUGGUGCUGUCCUGGUCCCUCUCUGAAAGCUGCAUGGCUGCGGCGGUCCAGGCGCUGUCCGUGUACAACCUGAACUGCGGCGACCAACUCACCAGCAGCAAGAGUUCCCAGUGCAACCUGGUGUUCUCGGUUGGCCGCUUCUUUCGCUGGAUGGUGGACAGCAGACUGUCCAGCCGCAUCCAUGAGCACGCAGCCAUCUAUCUGACCGCCUGCAUGCAGAAUCUCCUGGAGGAGCUGCACAUGAAGCUGCCGGACAGCUUCCUAUCCCGAGGGAAGGAGUCACCUGAGGCAAUGGACAAGGCCCUGGAACAAAUGAUCAGCAACGACGCAGAUUUCUGGGGUUUGUUCCAAUCCUGCGAACACCUCAUCUGCGGCAGAAAUGCUUACGGUAUGCCUUGCAUUCCGAUCUACCUCAGCCUGUACACGGAACGCUUUCAAAGUGGAAGAUCGAUCCAAAGGCAGCUGUACAAUCACUUGGACCUCAAGAAUCUGGAGCAGAUUAUGCUGGCAACCUUUGUGGGCACUAUCGCUGAACUCAGUGACCUGGUCUCACAAGCAAUGUAUUACUUCCAUCAAUUUGGUGCAAAAUACCAUGGGAAGGGAUUUCAGCUCCAUUUCAAAAAGGGACCAUACUCCUGGGAGCCGGAGGCGCUUCAUGGGCUCUUUUACUAUAUGCACUGCCCUCAUCUGGAAUGGGAGAAUCCCAACACUGAGCCACCACACAUAAAACUGGGCAGUGAGAGACCAUAUGAGAUUCUCCCACCGGUGGUCGAGUGGAUCAGGGUAUGUAUUGCUCAGGCGGAUCACAGAUGCAGUCUCACAGUGGAUGUUGGUGACCUUCGGCAGGCGGCCAGGCUUCUACUUCCAGGUGUAGACUGUGAACCCCGACAACUCCGGAUUAACAGCAUUUUAUAUCCAUCCCGUGGACUGGACACUAAGGAGGCAGAACUGAAACUGAGACAGAACCUGGGUUUCCAGAUGUUGAACUCCGGUCGCACUGAUUUGGUGAAAGCAGCUGCUGCAUUGCUGGGACCAGAGGGACUCAAUACUCUUAGUGAGCAGGGAUUGACUCCACUGAUGUAUGCAGCGAGCAGUGGGGAUGAGGCCAUGGUUCAGGUCCUGCUAACCUCUGGAGCAGACAUUGAUAUUCAGGUGCCAGGUUAUUCUCAGCAGUGCCCAUCUGUCCAUACAGAGACUAGACACUGGACUGCUCUCACUUUUGCAGUUGCAUUUGGUCAUCUGUCAAUCACACAGUUGCUGUUGGAUGCUGAGGCCCAUGUCGAUGGCUGUGUUAGUGAAGGAAGUUGGUCUGAAACACCUCUACAGCUGGCAGCCGCAGCAGGUCACCUAGAUCUGGUCAGUUUGCUAUUGGCGAAAGGAGCUGAUCUCCUGGCUGGAUCCACUGGUAAAAAUGGAGUUACUGCAUCUCUGCAAGGGAUUACUAACCCCUUCAGUCAGGCUGCAGCCCAUGGACGCAGGAAUGUGUUACAGAAGCUUCUGUCACAGCCAGACACCCAAAAAAGUGACAUUAUGUCCUUGGAGGACAUCCUUGCUGAAGGGGCAGAGAUCAGCAACCAGCAGGCUCUGAAAUCUGGGGUAAAUCGCAGCAGUAAAGCUCAGAGGAAAGCUCUGCGUGAUGCCCUGAAUCAGAGUGCUGAACAUAAUUACCUUGACAUCACCAUUGAGUUACACAACCAUGGUGUUCUGUGGACUCUACAUUCCUGGCUGAAGUCCCUGGAAACCUCACUGAUCAAGCGACAGUGGACCAUAACUCUGAACUUGCUCAAGGACUUUGAUUCUGUGAAGGAUGUAUACAGUCAAGAAAUGAUCACCCAAGGACUCACCCUCAUGUUUGACAUAUUCCGCCUGAGCAAGAACAAUGCUAUUAUACGGCAGCUGGCGGCCAUCUUUAGCCAUUGCUAUGGGCCUUAUCCUAUCCCCGUGAUUCAGGAGAGUGGUGAGAAGAUCAAGGCUGCACCUGAUUCCACUUUACUGAAUCACCGAGAACAGUCAGAUAUCACAUUUCUGGUGGAAGGGAAACCAUUCUAUGGUCAUCGGGCAGUGCUGUCAGCUGCCUCAUCCCGGUUCAAAAAGCUUAUUGCAGCCUGCCCUCUUGCUGAUGCUAAGACCUGUAACCCCAUUGAGAUUAAGGAUGUCCAGUACAAUACAUUCAAGUGCAUGGUGCAGUAUAUUUAUGAUGGAGGGACAGAGAGACUUAACAUCAGUAAAAAUCAAGCCCUAGAGAUUCUUGCAGCCUCCAGCAAUUUCAAACUAAACCUUCUGGCACGCCACUGUGAGGUCAUCUGUUCAAGAAACUUGACACUUGCUAACAGCCCACAUAUAUACCAACAGGCCAAGGUUCUCAAGGCCAAUGAGCUGAUCGCCUACUGCAAUGGAUACUUCCUUAAGAACAUGUUGCCUUUAUUGGAACAGGACUCCUUUCAGCAACUGUUGCAGAGCCAGGCAGGGACAAAUCACAGUCUUCACACAGACCUACAGCAAACACUCGCAUUCAGGAUGCAGGCUGUGUACCAGCCUGCUGGCAAGGAAACAACAGUGUGAUUUUUAAACUUAAAAUGCGAGCUCAGGCUUUAAAGACAUUGCACUUUUUUUUCUAAAUUAGUGGAGUGCUGUGAAAGAGAUUAUGGUGUGUUUGAGAAGUUGAAUCAGAGUGAGUGUCCAACAUAUUUUAAUAAGCUAGUGUAUGAGUGGCUUGUUACUGAAAUAAAAGAACCUGUGAGUGCUUCCUCAAAAACAAAAUCUCUCUCUAUAUCCAUAUUUGUCUAAAUUACAGUCUAUCAACACUCUUCUUCAUACAUCAGAUCAGGGAAUAAUUUGUCAACACUUAACAAGUACCUAGCCCAUAUGCAGACUAAAGGAGUUCAGAGCCCAUCAUACUACCUAUAAUGAGCUCUAGUUUUCCUAUCUCAUCUUUGAGAUUCAUCAUGUCAUUAUUAGACAAUAAAGAUUCAUUCAUUUACCUCUUUGCAAGACCCACCCCCAUGGUUACCACUUCCCUACCAUCUGUCAUUUGGUCUUAUUUUCAGGGUGAUUUAUGUCUACAUCAAGGCCAAUUCUCCAGCUACAUGUCACCUACGGAAAGCUGUCUUCAUAAGUCAGUAUGCCCAUGGCCUGUGGGUAUCUAGUGAGUGAGGCUUCAGAUUGUAGAACACCUUCUGAGAAUUGUCCCUCUCAUGAAAUGAGGUAUCUCCAUCAUUCAUGGUCCAUGACAGACACCUCAGCCGAUGACAUCAGAAAUUCAAGUACUUAGGGCAGCAGAAUAAAAAAAACACUUGCUUGAAUUGGUCAACGUUUUAAAUUUAGCACCAAUAAUUUAGCAGCAUUUUAAAAUUGAACUUGCAUACAAUGAACUGAUGUUAGAGACUGGUUCAAAAUAUCUCAUGGCCUCAGUAAAGUUAUUUAGACACUGAAUAUAUCACUCAGCAAAGGUUUCUGUGGUAUUGGGACUCCCCACUUGCUUACAACAAUUAACUAAAGACUUAGUUUAUAAAGCACCUUUGACUUGCUUGGCUAAUUACUAAAGGAAGAGGAAGCAAAAUGCCUAUUUAUUAUUUAUGUGCAAUACUGAGUGUAAAUUAUUGUAUUCAAAUGUUUCUUUUUGCUUAAUUUAAUAUUCGGUGGAUUUUCAAUUUUGUAAAAAUGACUGACUGUGUUAACCUGGAAAAGAUUAAGUUGUCAAGAAUGGUAGAAAUAUAUAUUUUUAGUAGGAAUGAAGAUUGAAUGAAGGAUUCAAAAACUGUGAAUGUAUUUACAAUGCUGAAUGCAUUGACAUCUUUUUACACUGUGUGCCUUUUAUAAUUAAACACAGCUUGAUUCCA